This is a messenger RNA of Neltuma alba, 1598 nucleotides long. Its product is annotated as UDP-galactose/UDP-glucose transporter 2-like. The record is from RefSeq and is a predicted model, not a curated record. The transcript has 7 exons. Gene Ontology annotation, molecular function: 3'-phosphoadenosine 5'-phosphosulfate transmembrane transporter activity. The coding region runs from base 405 to 1451 and encodes 348 amino acids. Lineage: Eukaryota; Viridiplantae; Streptophyta; Magnoliopsida; Fabales; Fabaceae. Gene Ontology annotation, biological process: transmembrane transport; 3'-phosphoadenosine 5'-phosphosulfate transport. Gene Ontology annotation, cellular component: endoplasmic reticulum membrane; Golgi membrane.
AACCGCUCUACGCAGCGGCCAGCACUAGCAGGCCUCCCUUUCUCCUUCUGGCGAAAUUGCAAACUCUCUCUCAGGGGGAGCGUCUCUGCAAAUCUUCUCUCUCUCCUUCCCUGCUUGCACUCGUCAUUCGUGAAAAUCCGUGCUUCCAUGAAAAGCUUGCUGCUUUUCAUUCCCAAUAAGUGCUGAGCUUUUCUUCUUUCUUCCAUUCCGCACAUGGACAUGGCUGUACCAUAGUUUAACAAUUCCAUUCUCCUUUUUUGUGAAACUGGGGGAACCAAAAUCGACAUGCAAAUGCUUCAAACUCACCAUCUUCUCUUGUUUUGAGGACAUUUCAAGUUUGAACGUUUUGAUUAUUACACAUCGCAGCUUUGGGAGUGAUUUUAAGUAAGCAACGGGAGCGAGUGAUGAAGAACGACGAGCAAACUCGCAGUCUGUUCGGUAUUUCGCUCUCUGACAGGCCCAAAUGGCAGCAAUUUCUCAUUUGUUCUUCUGGCUUCUUCUUUGGAUACCUUGUUAACGGCAUCUGCGAGGAGUAUGUGUAUAACAGGCUCCAUUUCAGCUACGGAUGGUACUUCACAUUUGUUCAAGGAUUUGUUUAUCUGUUUCUGAUUUACCUCCAAGGCUUCACAAGCAAGCAAAUGGUGAACCCAUGGAAAACCUAUGUGAAGCUCUCUGCUGUCCUCAUGGGUUCACAUGGCCUAACAAAGGGAUCUUUGGCUUUCCUGAACUACCCUGCACAGAUAAUGUUCAAAUCCACAAAGGUGCUACCAGUGAUGAUAAUGGGUGCCUUCAUACCGGGUCUGAGAAGGAAGUAUCCAUGUCAUGAAUAUGUGUCAGCAGUACUUUUGGUGGCGGGCUUGAUUCUAUUCACUUUAGCAGAUGCACAAACAUCACCCAAUUUCAGUGUCAUUGGCGUUAUAAUGAUAUCCGGUGCUUUGGUCAUGGAUUCCUUUCUGGGAAAUCUGCAAGAAGCAAUCUUCACAAUGAAUCCCGAGACCACACAGAUGGAGAUGCUCUUUUGCUCUACUGUAGUGGGUUUGCCUUUCCUAAUCCCACCUAUGCUUUUAACUGGAGAGUUAUUCAAAGCUUGGACUUCAUGUUCACAGCAGCAUCCCUAUGUUUAUGGCGUGUUAGUGUUUGAAGCGAUGGCCACUUUUGUUGGCCAAGUCUCUGUCCUCUCCCUCAUUGCCAUUUUUGGUGCGGCCACAACAGCGAUGAUAACAACUGCAAGAAAGGCAGUGACAUUAAUGCUGUCAUACUUGAUAUUUACAAAGCCGUUGACAGAACAACAUGGGACUGGACUACUGCUUAUAGCCAUGGGAAUCACACUGAAGAUGUUGGCUGAAAAUAAGCCUACCAACACCAACAAGGCCUUGCCCGCUUCUCCUACUGGUAAUAAUCAAGAGUUGACGACCACUCACACAGAUGAAGAAAGGAGGCCAUUAGUUUAAAUGCCUGUUUUACUUCUAUGCAUUGCCGUUUAUUAUUCAGCAAGGACCAAAUGAUGCAUUUUUAUUUUUAUUUUUUUAGCGAAAUAAGAAAUGAAGAUAAAUGACAAUCGAGGGAGUGAGUUUAAUAUGCACCUUCACUUUUUUUUU